Messenger RNA from Oncorhynchus gorbuscha (pink salmon), 1206 nucleotides. RefSeq lists its product as uncharacterized. The transcript has 2 exons. NCBI's taxonomy places the organism in Eukaryota, Metazoa, Chordata, Actinopteri, Salmoniformes, Salmonidae. Bases 180 to 1082 code for a protein of 300 amino acids. The record is from RefSeq and is a predicted model, not a curated record.
CAGAGAGCCCGUAUAUACAAACAAUGCAUUUACCACUUAUUGCUUAGCCAAUAAAAAAAAUACAUAGCAUACGUCAGUGCUUCAUUGUCAUAUUUAUCCUGAUACCAGAUUCGAAUUGACGCCACCCUGACAAUUGGUGACCCCGAACGUGAUCUGGUGAAGGACUUCGCUGGACAUUGAUGUGCCAGCCGAUUGGCCAGUACUGUCGUCGGACGGUGUGUCUCACAAAUCCUGACCGGUCAACUAAAAAAGGCACUUACACCCUCGGACUACAAAGGACCGGGACAGACACGAUGGGUGUGUUUUCUAUUAAGGUGCUGCCAAAACCACAGAGGUCCCAGACGAACCAGAGCCAGACACACUCCUCUACCACCCCUGGACCGAGCCUGCCACCCACCACCACUGUGUCAAAUCCCAUUCAGGUAAUUAACAUUAGAGACUAUUCAGAUAUUGAUCAAUUAGGCACUGAGACUGGUUUUGAUGGUAGGGACAAUUUGUGGCUGUCUUAUAUGAGGUAUACAGCUAAGACCCUGAAAAGAAAGGACUGCAUUGUAUGUGGUCAUGCUAGACCUGUUCUGGCUACACACCCAUUUUCUAUAGGAGAAGGACAGGGGUGCUUGUGUAUUCUGAGAAGUUUUUACCAGGAUAAGCCCAAUUCAACCCUCUGUUCCUCUUUGAGGCUUGUGUUUCCUACAAUAUCUCCUCAUCGGGCCCCUUGGGGUGUUAAGGCAUAUGGGGGCAAUUACAGUUGCAUCACGGGUGCAGGUAGUGGCAUGGACUAUGGGAGAUUGCCUGAAGCUGAUUGCAGCAGUAACAUAACUAUUAAUGCCACUUGGCCAGUUGCAGGUCUAAACCAAACUAGUGGUCUGGCUGAUGUGUGGUGGAAAUGUGGACCCAAAAGAGUACUGAGACCCAUUCUUAGAGGAGACUGGCAAGGUACGUGUGCUCUGACCAGUUUGAUAAUUCCACUGACCAUUGUUGAUGUUACUGCUGAACAGCUGUUGGGUUCUGUAUCCAGGGGGCCUGAAACAUUCCAUCCCAUGGGAGACAUAGACGUAGUGCUCCAUGGACGGAGGAUGUAGUUGACAGCCUCCAGUAUUUAUGCUGCAGUAGUUUAUGUGUCUGGGGGCUAGGGUCAGUUUGUUAUAUCUGGAGUACUUCUCCUGUCCUAUUCGGUGUCCUGUGUGAAUCUAAGUGUGCGUUCUC